This is a messenger RNA of Durusdinium trenchii, 2960 nucleotides long. The record is from the annotation of a GenBank genome assembly. Lineage: Eukaryota; Dinophyceae; Suessiales; Symbiodiniaceae.
AUGGAGGGAUUCGUGACUCCUGCCAACAACAAGGGGGUCACAGUGCGAUGGAAGGUUUGCUUUCCCAAAAAGUCCGACCUGAUCAUCAGCGUCCGGAGCUUCGAGAAGUUCUUGGCAGAAGCUUUGCUGGACUUCGUCAGGGAAAACAAGAGCCUCGAGAAGGAGAGCCUCAAGAAACGGUGCAAGCAGAAGCUGCAGGAGCUGCGCGGAGCCGCUCCGGAGGACGCUGCCAGCGAUCCGGACAGCCCGGUGCUCGUCGAGACGCCGCCCGCGGGCGCGUCCGACCGCGGUUCCAGCGGUGGGACCGGCAAGCGGGUUCGGUGCGGGGGUCCGGGGCCACCGGGACCGGACGGAGACUUGGGCCGCGAAGAGGCGGCCAAGGUGAUGAAGAAACUCUCCACGCUGGAGUGCUUCAUUUGCUUCAGCCCCUUCAGUGACGGACAGGAGCCCAUGCUCAGCGGAGAAUGUGGUCACACCAUUGGCUGCCGCACCUGUGCGCAGGCCCUUUUUCGGGGGCGCUCUGCUGCAGAGUGUCCCAUCUGCCGAAGGCCCUUCAGGCAGCAGCAGAUCGUGAAGAACUUCAGCCUUCUGGAGACCGUCCGGGAUCUCCAAAAGCACAGCGGCGCAGUCGUGCAGUCCAAGCCACCAGAGGAAGAGCCGAAGCCAAAGCUACCAGCGAAGCUGAGUGACAUAGUGUGUGAUAGGGAGGAGUUCCUUCAAAGAUCCCAGAGACUUCCAAUCGCCGGAGUUGCUUCAACUCCAGCUCCUGCUCCAGCUCCAGCACCAGUGCCAGUCAGGCCAGUGAUCACUCGGCCUGUCCGCCCGCUCGGGCAGAUGGCCCUUGGUCCACCGGUCAGCCAUGAGGAGGUAGUGCAUUUAGAGGUGCCACAUGACGUUCGCAUCCUGCAACGAAUGGAGGACAAACGCCGGGAGCUUCAAAGAUGCUUCGGGGUGAAAAUCUUCGACCCGGACGCACGGGAUGAUGUUCGGAUUGUGGGCAGCAGCUUCUCUGCUCGUGUUGAGGCUGGGAGGCAGCUAACAGAGUGCUUGAAGAAUGCGCUGGCACAAAGGACCUCCUCCAGCCGUCCACUCCGUUCAAUUCUCCGGCCCAGCUCAUCCAAUUUCAAUCCGGCACCCCACACCCCACCGGCGGCCUUCCGUGCACCCCGCACCCCACCGGUGGCCUUCCCUGCACCGUGCACCCCUGCGGCGGCUUUCCCUGCUGGCCCCCCAACGUCAGCUUCCAAUGCUUCAGCCCCCCUGCACACCACGAUGAGGCUGGCCUUGCUUCCAUCUGUCCCAGCUUCUGCGACAGUGUGGGAGAGGUUUUUUCUCAAAUGCCGUGAUGUUGAGAGAACUCUGCGGGUGACCAUCCAGAAGCCUGACGCAGAGAACAAUCUCAAAGUGAUUGGUGGCAACGCGCACUCCAGAGACGAAGCUGUGAAAAGACUGAUGCUCGGUGAGGAUCCCCCGAAGAAGAAGGUGCAGGAGGUGCAGGAGGCCUUGGCCACCCAUGGCCUCUUCACCGCUCGAGGUCAUGGCAUCUCGAUGGAGGUGCUGCAGAACGCCAGGGAGGAAUCCUCGCACUUUUUCGACCUGCCGCUGCGAGCAAAGAAGCAGUGCGCGGAGCCUUGUGGCUAUGAGAUCUAUCCACACCACCAGCGCUUCUUGGACCUUUGGACCCAGCACUCUUGCCUCCAGAGCUCCGCCCACCCAGAGCUUUCGGCGGUGGAAGGCGAAGCGAACGCUGCUUCCGGGGACCGCGUCACCGCGUCACGCGUGACGCGGUGCGCGUUGGGGAGAGGGGAGGCCGGCGAGGCGGAGGUCCGUGGGGUGGGCAUUGUGUGCGAGCGCUUCUGCUGUGGGCCACCGGUGGUUUGUGAGCCCAAGCAGUCGCCGUUGAGCUCGGAUUUUUAUGCAUCCGAGCUGGGCCGCGCGGCGGUUGAACAAGGGAAGAAGAUGGAAGAUGCAGCAGGACAGGUCUUCUUUCCGGCUAACAUUUGGCCGCGCGACGCGUGCGCACGCGGCCUGCGGCCCGCUUUGCUGAAAGCCUUCAACGCACUGGAAGGCUUCUCCGAAGCAGUCCUCAUGCUGUUGGCGGCGGCGGUGGGCAUGCGCCCACAGCUGUUCCAACACUUGAUGUUUGAUUCUGGACAGCCUCGACAUGCCAGCAUGCUGCAGGUUUGCAACUAUCCAUCUCUUUUGCCGCGUUCGAUGAGACCCUCUCAGCUGUCCGAGUACCAGCUGCGGGCCAAGGCGCAUCAAGACUUUGGAGCUUUCACGAUCCUGGCCAGGUGCCCCGGCACCGAUUCCGGAGGGCUGAAAUGCGGGCAAAGCGGAGCCUUGGAGGUGCAGCUCCCAGGUGGUGCUUGGAUGUGUGUUCCAGCCCGCCGGGAAGAGCUCACUGUCAUGCCGGGUACCCUCAUGGAGUACCUCACUGCAGGCCCGUGGCUUUUGUCACACCAUGCGGUCCAUGUGGUCGUCCUGACUGGUGACCUUCCGCCGAGUCGUCCACGAAGGACGUUGCCGCGGGGUGAUGCACCGAGUGUCCAACCCACCGCAACGAGUCGCUUCAGCAUCCAGGCGCUUGUCCUUGACCUUCGUCGUCAAGCCGGACUAUACUGCUGCUGCCGUCCCUCCUGACAGCUCGCUCGCGAACGAUCCGGCCACUCCUCGGCUGGGCGAUCUGUGGCGCGUAGGAUGGCAGGAGAAGCAGCGCUUGGAGGGUUCUAUGCCCCAUGGCGAAGCGGUGCAACUCUUCCGCCGUCAUCGACAAGCCUUGCGACAGCAGCUGCUCUUGGAUACCUGAGGAGCACCAUUCACUGUCCAUGCCAACUCGGAGCCGGUCGUGGCCGGAACCGGGUGGAAACGAGCGAGCGAGCCGCGGCGUCUGCCAGUUGGAGGAUCAAGAUGGUGGUGAGUGGUGAUGGGACCAUGAUGGGCCAUGUGGAGAUCGCCAG